Molecule: messenger RNA, 5193 nt
Organism: Haemonchus placei
Lineage: Eukaryota; Metazoa; Nematoda; Chromadorea; Rhabditida; Trichostrongylidae
Source: the annotation of a GenBank genome assembly
CUCGAGAAAGUACUGCAAGCUUGUGAGAUCAUAGACGCUUCGGAACCGUACACAAGCUGCGCAGCUCGUGAUGAGAGAACGCGAGAAAAGUUGGCUGCAGCCGCAGCGGACUUUUGUGAUAGGCUAGGCUCAUUUCGAAUGCCCCUCGGAUUUAUGGUCCUUGAUCUGCAGAAAGUUCUAACCGGUGUGAAUACUUUGGAGCGAUCAGAAAUGUGCAUGUCGACGGUGACCGCGGGAUCUUCUAACGCAACAGGAGGUGAAGCAGUUGCCCCUUUGGCUGAAACUGACAGCAUAGUAAGUGCUGAUCGCGUUUCAAAUACUUCUACUUCGACGUUCCGACGGAUGGGAAGUGGAUCUUCGGCGGCUGCUGUGCUGAGUCGCGUGCGUACUCCGCUCCAGCGUAGGAAGUUCUUAGGAGGGGGAGGAGGAAGUGAUGAUGCUACCACGCCUGAGGGCUCUUCUGCGGGGAAAUCUUUAGAAACGAACUUGGCUAAUCUCCAACCUAUCACGCUUACCGUGAAUUCCUUUUUUCGACAGGAGGCAGAUAGGUUAAGUGACGAAGAUUUGUACAAGCUGUUGGCUGAUGCUCGACGUCCCGGUGGUGGUACUGGUGAAGAGCUGUUGAUGCGGCUCAGCCCGGAAAUGUUGCGUGUGGCCCCCUUUAGUGGAGGACCCGGCACUGAGCUCACGAAGGACAUUCAAGAGUUUCCCGCGAAAGGUUUCUACAUGGCGAACACGAGCUAUCGAAACUUGUUGUACAUAUACCCAAAGUCAGCCAAUCUUACUAAUCGGCCGGGCACGGCUCGCAACAUUUCGAUCAAAGUGGAGCUUAUGAACGCGCAGGAACAACCCUUGCGAGUGCUGUACGCUAGAGGUGCAGGCUCCGAAAUGGUCUCGUUAGCAAGAACUGCUGUAAUUUAUCAUAACAAGACACCUCAUAUCACUGAUGAGAUUAAACUUCGCAUUCCGGUGGAUUUAGACGACGGGCAUCAUUUACUGUUUACUUUUUAUCAUAUUUCUUGCAAGGCAAAUAAUAAGGAUGAAGAAACUGAAUAUCCGAUCGGUUACAGCUGGUUGCCCCUCCUCCGGGACAACCGGCUGUCAACGGGCGACUUCAAUCUUCCAAUAUGUCUCGAUCGUCUUCCCUCCAGCUAUGGGUACCUCUCACCGGAUGUCGCUUUACCAAAUGUUCGGUGGCUUGAUGGCCACAAACCAGUGUUUAAUGUGAGCAUCAGGGCUAUCAGCACCGUUCACCCUCAGGAUGAACAUCUCGAGAGAUUUCUCGUCGCUGUCAAUUCUUUAUCAUCCACGGAUAGGAGGAAGCCACCAGCAAGUGAAACGGCGCUAAUUAUAGCGGCGCAGAGCGUCAUCAAAGCACGUCCUGAACCGAUGGUUGCUUUUAUGUAUAAUGUGCUGGACAAGCUGAUUGCUCUGAUUGCGAAUCGUCCUUAUUCGGAUGCAUUAUCUAGCGCGUGCUUUGAGACUUUGGGACAGUUGGUGAAGAUCUGUACAAUGUUGCUCGACUCCUGCUUGGAUAUGCAUGGUCGGAGUGCUCUGUUGACAUCUUAUAUUCACUAUUACAAAAUUGCCAUGAAAGAGUCCAAAGCAAGAUCGCAGUUGUGCAAGGAUAUGGCUGCCGAGAAGAACAAGCCUGGUUCUCCGGAGACGCAGAAGCUCUAUCACAUUAUUGAAGAUGUGGAAAAAUUGAGUGCGCAUCAUCAACGCGUCCCCGCUGAAGCGGUGCCAAGCACGUCCAAUAAAGCUGUGCAUGAGGAAUUGGCCGAGCAAUGGAUAAAGUCUAUGGCGGAGUACCUUUCGAUGACCGGGAGAUUAUACCUGACACGGCGUUCACGAUUUAGUGAGCGCUUCGUGAAAGCGCUUGACUCGUUAUCGUGUGCGACAAUCGCCGAGGUGGUUACCCGUCUUAACAAAGAUCCACGUCAGGCGGUUGCCAUCGCUAAUAGCUGGGCCUUUUUUGUGAGGGAUGCCUUCUCUCUCAUGGAUCGUAGCUAUGUUAUGGGACUUGUGCGUGACUUCAACAGGGACAUUUCUCACAGGAUAAGCUGCAUUGGAGAGCCAGCGGCAACGACAUUGAUGUUGUUGAAGUUGGAUUUUGUGAGGAUUGUCAGCUCGCAUGAGCAUUUUGUCAUUCUGAAUCUCCCAUUUGGUCCGCCUCAUAGUGUUCCGACGUCUACGUCGUCUUCAUCGAUCUGUAUCUCAACCGGCACUGGAAGUUCCGUAACUCAGAUGGCAUUGAGCCCCGAGUCUGUUAGUAUUUCGAGCAGAUCGACAACUACCACAUUAGAUUCGUGGGGAUCGUUAGGAUCGGGCGAGCUGUCAUAUGAAUUUCGCCGCUGUCAUUACCUUGUUGGACUCGCUUUAGCUGAUCUCGCUGCUGUUCUAGACUCAUCAAAUAGUUCAGUAUUACAUGCAAGAGCUAUUGGUCUCAUUCAUAAUCUCUUAUCUUCUCAUGAAGCUGACAGUCGACUGACCGAUCCAACUAUUCGAGCUCGAGUCGCGGGCCUCUACUUACCCUUAGUGACUAUUGUUCUUGAUGUAGCCGGACAGAUCCAUGACCCCUUUGCGAACUCUCCUACCGGUACAAGCCGCUUCUCGAGGGAAGAUAGAAAUGGCACAUCCACUUCACCAGGAGUAAAUCCAAAAGUGGCUCUUGCUAUAGCUGGUAUCGGUUCUGCACCUUCUCCACCACGAACACCGACCGAGCUGAAUAAUAACAGACCAGAAAAGAGCAAGGCCAUGCUCAACCUCGAAUUAUCGAGACAGUUGCUAGCAUGUUUUUGCUGGGUUCUCAAGAACGUGGAAGGCACAUCGCUACGCCAUUGGGUUCGAGAACUUCCUCCAACUAGACUCUCUCAACUGCUUAAUAUUCUUCAGCUUUGUGUUUCGUGUUUCGAGUAUAAAGGAGGAGCGACAAUGUCGCAUGCCGAGAACGGUCACGAUCUGGAUGAGACUCUAACAGAAUGCGUCGUAACGCGACGUGACGGAGUGAGGUGGAGGAUAGGGCCUCCUUCAUCCGGGGAGGCUGACUCACGCAGAACGAGCUCGUUAUUGUGUGAGGAUGACGUCCUGCUGGAAGCGGUACUAUGCACAGAAGUGAUGUUGUGUGUUUUGGAUACGUUGGAGACCAUUAUUCGAGUGAUUUCCAUGCCAGGCAGUGAUCACUUGAAUUUUGCACUACCAAUGAUACUGCGUGGAAUAUUGCACAUGUUGUCCUGCAACCAGUCUGUCCAAGCGUUGGAAUGUAUUUUUGUCAGCCAGAGGACAGUUGUCAAAAAAUUCCCCGACAUGAUUUUUGAGCAGGAAGCAGAACAGUGUGGAGAACUGUGCUUGCAACUUCUGCGACAUUGUGCCUCCCGGUUACCAGCUGUUCGAACACAGGCUGCCGCUAGCUUGUACCUGCUGAUGAGGGAAAGUUUCGAGAGCGGAAGCAGUUUGGCAAGAGUCAAAAUGCAAAUUACAAUGUCUUUAUCAACGUUGGUGUCAAAUGCAACUAGAGAGGGAGUGUGGUUGAAUGAAGACUGCCUAAGGAGGAGUCUCAAGACAGUGCUCACCUAUUCUGAGACCGAUGCGAACACUGACCCUCAUACACGCGCCAAUACUAGCUUCUCAGAACAGGUCAAAGAUCUCGUUUGUAAUAUUCAUAUGAUACUCUCUGAUACAGUGAAGCUCAAGGAGUUUGCGAAUGACUUUGAGAUGACCAUCGAUCUCAUGUACCGUGUUGCUAAAGGAUAUCAAACUAAUCCUGACCUUCGGUUAACAUGGUUGCUCAAUAUGGCGUCUCGUCAUGCCGAUCGAGAGCUCUACUGUGAAGCAGGACAGUGCAUGCUUCAUGCAGCAGCCUUAGCUGCGGAGUACAUAGCCAUGACAACUUCUGAUGAGUACAUGCCACGAGGAGCGGUUGAUUUUGAGCAUAUCAGUGACAACAUUCGAGAAGAGAGAGCCGUGAGCGACGACGUACUGAGUCCUGAUGUGGAAGGAAUCUGUGAAUCACGGCACUUCACAGCAGCUGGACUUGUUAUUCUAGUUGAAAAAUGUGCCGCGUACUUUGAAAAGGCUCACAUGUACGAAAUGAUGCCAGAUGUAUUCCGCAUUGUCGAACCAAUUAUACGUGAGUGGCGCGACUACCGCCGGUUGUCAACAAUUUAUGCUCGUCUAAGCGACGCUCUCGCACGUAUUGAGCCAACAAUUCCUGUCCUGGAAGAUGCGGCUGAUAUAUGGACGUCACCGCUAAUGAAUGCCGAUAAGCGGUGUUUUGGGACGUACUUUCGUGUUGGCUUUUAUGGUUCCCGUUUUGGAGAUCUCGAUGGCGAGGAAUUUGUUUACAAGGAACCACCUUUCACGAAGCUGUCCGAAAUCAGUCAUCGUCUGGAAUCGUUCUACACAGAUCGUUUCGGUAAAGAUAUCGUGGAGGUCAUAAAGGAUUCCAAUAACGUGGUUCGAACAUCGCUCCAAGCAUCGAAAGCCUAUCUACAGAUAACAUAUUUGGAGCCGUAUUUCGAGAAGUGGGAGAGGAGGCGAAGGCCGACACCUUUCGAGCGCAGCCACAAACUCAAGAGGUUUAUGUACGCGACACCGUUCACCCGUGAUGGGAAAGCUCAUGGUGAUCUCAAAGAUCAAUACAAGCGGCGUACAAUCCUGACAACCCUGCACAGUUUUCCCUACGUAAAAACCCGUAUACGUGUUGUGGAACGAGAACAGAAGGUGUUGGAGCCUAUCCAAGUGGCUAUCGAAGAUGUCGAAAAGAAAACUAGAGAGCUGUCUGCGGCCAUUGCUCAAAAUCCACCUGAUGCGAAAAUGCUUCAGAUGGUGUUACAGGGGUGUAUUGGUACAACUGUGAAUCAGGGUCCAAUUCAAGUAGCUAAUGUGUUCUUGACCGAUAUAGCAGUUAACGAAAAUGGGAAACCGAUCGAUAAGUUUCAAAACAAGUUGAGACUUUGCUUCCAUGAUUUCUCAAAGAAAUGCGCUGAUGCCCUUGUUCUGAAUAAGCAGCUUAUACUCCCGGACCAGUUGGCUUAUCAGUCCGAGCUGCAGAAGAAUUACAUAGAGUUCACUCGAAAAAUGGCACCAAUCAUUGAUGGAACUACUCGAGCUACUGGUCGUAAGGAUCUGGUCACCAAUGCAGAACAUGCGCUAGUCGUAGCUGCAGAAAUUGGUCCUGUAACCUCUGUCUGA